GGGUUUCCCCGGUUUGAUUGUUUGGGCGCGAAUGGCGGCGGGCCCUGCUCGCUGAAUGGUUCGAGAGCAGCGGUCGGUGAGUAGUGAAAGCCGUACCUUGCCCGUCGGUGCGGCGGGAGAGUGAGUUUUGUGACCGACCCGUUCGUGGCAAACUCCGCGGUUUGCAUUUGAGAAGCGUGAGCCCGUGGCGGGACCCAGUGCAGCCUCCGAGAUUUGUGUCUGGCCUUGAGGCGACUGCGGUCGGCGGCCGCUGGCGUCAUUGUCCAGAGAUUUUUGUUGGAGCACUGUUAGAAUUAUCCUAUUUAGAUCAAGAUGUCUAGCAAAGCAAAUGCUUCCAAGAAAAGAUCUCGACAGUUAAAAAGAAAUCCAAAAAGAAAAAUUGAUGAUAAGGAAGUGGAGUUAUCAGAGAAAGAGGUUAAAAACACAGUGAAAAAAAAUAAAAAACAUCCAAAGCAUCUGUCUUCUGAAGGACAAACAGAGCAAACUAGUCUAAGACAAGUAAAGAUAGCAUCCAGCAGGAGAAAAACCUGGCAGCCUCUUUCGGAGAGUAGCAGAAAGCAUUUGCAAACUCUGAUGGAAACAGUCAUCAUAGCAAUUUUGAGUAACAAAGGUAGAGAAAAUGAACAAAUUCAAUAUCAUCUCAACUGCCUGAAGAAAAGAUUGCUACAAAUGUUUGAAACCCUAAAAGUCCCUCCCCCAAAACUGAAAGAUUUAACUAACAUGUCAAGUCUACUGAAAAUGGAAAGGGCCCGUCACAGAGCCAAUGAAGAAGGCCUGGCGUCAUUGCAGGAAGAAAUAGAUAAAAUAGUAGAGACCACAGAGGCAGUGACUGGGAAUAUCCAGAGCCUAAAGAACAAAAUUCAAAUUCUGACAAGUGAGGUGGAAGAAGAGGAGGAGAAAGUUAAACAGAUGUUUCAAAUAGAUAGCAGUGGGGUACUCUCCCUUCCAGAACUUUCUCAGAAGAGUCUCAAAGCACCCAUACUUCAGGAAGAAAUUUUGGCACAAAUUCCAAACCAGAAUGCUCUUCUGAAGGACUUUGAUGUUCUCCAUAAUUCGUCUCAGACAAAGAACAUGCUAACUUUCAUCGAAGAAGCCUAUAAGAGAUUGGAUGCCUCUUGAAGAAUGUUGUUAGGUUAUUCCACAUUAAUUUAUAGUGUUUAUAAGUUGUAAAACUGUUAGCCUGCUGAUAUUUCAGAGGCUAAGGCUUCUUUAGGGUUUAUUGUUUCCUAAAAAUGGAGCUUAAAAUGAGCCUCUGCAGAUCUACCAUUAGCAUCUAGUGUAGUCCUGAAAACUGGUUUUAGCAGUUGCUGCGUACAGGAGCUCACAUUUUUGUUCCCGUUAUUUACCUGACACAAAAAUAAGAACAGACACAGUCCACUGAUUUAUAUGCUAGAUAAAGCUCAUUUAUUGAUCAGUGCAGAGGAAAUUUGAUACUGUGACUUAAUAUAUGUAACCUAUUUUAAAGUACCUAGUUCAUAAAAACAUCUUUGCUGUCAUUAUUAUUCUUUAGCUGAUGACUUGCAUUUUCUGCCCUGGUCAUCUGAAACUUGAGAAAUCUCCAAAUGCCUUUACUUUUUUACAUAACUCUCUAGACUUUGUGGUAUAAUUAAGAUUCACCAUGUGUCUUUAACUUUGGAGGUAGCAUGAACAUUUUAUUUCUUUGGUUGGUUUAGUGAAUAGAUGUUGCAUACUUAUUUUCCCUUAUCAUCAAAUCAUACUUUCAUUUCAUAAAAUUAUUAAAAUAGAACAUAAACACAUUUACUCCCUUAAAACAAAAACCAAAUAAAAAUGAAUUUCCUAAACCUUUCCUCGUUGUGAUUAUAAUAUGUAUAUACAUGUAAAUAAAUGAUCGGUAA
Molecule: messenger RNA, 1856 nt
Organism: Eptesicus fuscus (big brown bat)
Lineage: Eukaryota; Metazoa; Chordata; Mammalia; Chiroptera; Vespertilionidae
Gene: CENPQ
Product: centromere protein Q
Exons: 10
Coding region: 313-1119 (268 amino acids)
Source: RefSeq, a predicted model, not a curated record